AUGGGGGCGCUUGUGGAACGGUUCAUCGCUGGUGACACUACGCUGAGAAAUAAACUCGAUGAAUACGUCUCAUCCCAGGCGUACAUUCAAACAGUGUCGAACCCAUCCGGUGGUCCUGAUACCGGAGGCUUAGGCGAGCCGAAGUUCAACGUCGACCGGACUGCAUUCACAGGGGCUUGGGGUCGCCCUCAGCGCGAUGGACCACCUCUUCGUGCCACCGCAUUGACUCUGUACGCCAACUGGCUGAUUGCCAACGGUAACACGACACAGGCGGCAAAUACUCUCUGGCCUGUCAUUGCCAAGGAUCUCGCGUAUGCUGUCAAAUACUGGAAUCAGACCGGUUUUGAUCUCUGGGAAGAGGUUAAUGGCUCCUCUUUCUUCACCCUCUCAGCUACUCAUCGUGCCCUCGUCGAAGGCGCCGCUCUCGCUACUAAGCUCUCGAAAAUAUGCGAUGGAUGUGCGGCCGCCGCCCCACAGAUCCUUUGCUUCCUGCAAAGCUUUUGGACUGGCAGGUACAUUGAUUCUAAUAUCAACGUAAAUGAUGGUCGUACUGGCAAGGAUGUGAACUCCAUCAUCUCCUCGAUCCAUACUUUCGAUCCAGCAUCAGCUUGCACCAACACAACCCUCCAACCCUGCUCUUCCCGGGCAUUACUCAAUCACAAGGCCGUCACUGACUCUUUCCGUGCUGUUUACAGCAUCAACAAAGGUAUCGCGCAAGGACAAGCUGUUGCAGUGGGAAGAUAUUCCGAAGAUGUUUACUACAAUGGCAAUCCAUGGUAUCUCGCAACCCUUGCCGCGGCCGAACAACUUUACGCCGCUGUUUACCAGUGGAACACUAUAGGUUCCAUUACGGUUGACUCCGUUUCUCUUCCCUUCUUCAAGGAUCUCCUUCCCAGCAUCACAACCGGUACCUACGCCUCAGGAUCGGCUACCUUCGAAUCGAUUGUGUCGGCUGUCACUACAUAUGGCGACGGUUACGUUGCAGUAGUUCAAAAGUACACACCUGCCAAUGGUGGUUUGGCUGAGCAGUUUGACAAGAGCAGUGGUUCCCCAGUUUCCGCCGUCGACCUGACCUGGUCUUACGCAGCUUUCCUGACUGCUACCGAUCGUCGCUCUGGAUCUGUUGGACCUUCUUGGGGAGAGAAUUCUAACAACGUUCCGCCCACGACAUGCACUGCUCCUCCUUCCUGCAACGUGCAAGUCACUUUCAACGAGCGCGUUACUACCACCUAUGGCGACAACAUUUUCAUCGUCGGACAGCUCACCCAACUCGGCAAUUGGGAUCCAAACAGCGCUAUUGCGCUCAGUGCGAGCAAGUACACCAGCAGUGACCCGCUCUGGUAUGCAACCGUCAGCCUCCCCGCCUCAACUUCUUUCACAUACAAAUACAUUAGAAAGACGUCAAGUGGCACAGUCGUCUGGGAGAGCGACCCGAACAGGAGCUACACAACUGGUAGCAGUUGCGGUAGCACUGCGACUCAGAAUGACACAUGGAGAUAA
This is a messenger RNA of Didymosphaeria variabile, 1500 nucleotides long. RefSeq lists its product as uncharacterized. The transcript has 2 exons. Gene Ontology annotation, biological process: polysaccharide metabolic process. Gene Ontology annotation, molecular function: glucan 1,4-alpha-glucosidase activity; starch binding. The record is from RefSeq and is a predicted model, not a curated record. Bases 1 to 1500 code for a protein of 499 amino acids. Gene Ontology annotation, cellular component: fungal-type vacuole. NCBI's taxonomy places the organism in Eukaryota, Fungi, Ascomycota, Dothideomycetes, Pleosporales, Didymosphaeriaceae.